GGAAGAUAACCACUCGAGCGCCGACGUGGCGACCCUAGCAGUGCCACGGGCAUUGCGCACCCCGCGCAUUCAAGCGGCUCUCACUUUUAUUUCUUUGAUGCACUCUUGCACGCGCCUCCCUUCUCAGUUCUCGCUCUAUCACAGAACUCCUUAAGCCGCAAACCUGAUCUUAACGCUAAUCCGUCUCCCUCUUCUAUCGACUGAACUUUGUAUAUCGGAACCUAAUUUUUAUUUUCCCGAGCUUUAAUUUUCGAAAUCCCGACCCCACAGUCCCCAGCCGCCUUCAAUAGAAUCCUGAAUUUCACAGUUUUCGGUUUUGCGGCAUCAGGACCCUAAGUUCGCAAAAUCAAAGCCCUAAAAUCGAGUUUUUCUUUUGAGAAACUGAAGCCUUAAAUUCAUACUUUCUUUUCCAUGGCUGUUCUUGCUGUUACUUUCUAGUUUCAGCUUAUAAGCCAAGCUUGAUUCGGGUUUGAGUCGAAAUAGUUAACAUUUUCAACCUUUUAAUUUGAUUUUGUUUUGUUUUGUUUUGUUUUGUUUUUGUUUUUGACUGUUGUCCGUUUGCUGCUGGUGUGCUUGCUGUCUUCGUUUGAGUGGCGAAGAAAAAAAGAAGCUUUGAUUCGAUGCAGAUGUCUGUAGAUAGACCGUUCGAAGCGUGGGAAGAGGUGCAGCGCCAUGGCCAGGAUUUGGCGGACAGGCUUGCACAGGGCUUCACGGGAUUAAUUCAAUCUCACAUGAAUCCGCCGUCGUUCUCAUGGCCCGAGACGCCGAAACUUUUUGAAGUUGAGUUUCCCAACCAGAGCUUCGGAAUAAAAGACUUUGGGCUUGUGACUGACAAUUCAGGAAUUAGUGGUGUGUCAGCCAUUCUGGAUAUCGGUAACAGGCUAGGGCAGGCAGGGGCUGAUUUUGGGGCUUGCGUAAAUGGGAUGGUCCAGCAGUUCUUCCGGAGGUUGCCGAUGCCAUUCCAUCAAGAGGAGACUGCCGUGACAUUGUCUCGGACAAAUAUGAGAGCUCAGAUGGUUAAUAUAGGCGCUGCUAGUCAGGAGGAUUGGGGAUCUUUGGCGAAGCGGUUUAGGGACAUUGGUUUUGUCGAGGAUGAUCCUUCUUCGGAUGAACUGGUGGACGAAGAAAGUUCUGGCUUUAAUAUAAAGUCAGUGGGGCAUUUUGGUAGAUCUCAGGGGACCAUUAAUGUUACAUCAACUUAUGAUAGUAGGACCUGUGAUGUGGAAAGUUCUCUAGUUGCAAGGGGAGAUUUUUGGCGAGUAGAGGCUUCCCGUGGUAGUUCCACAUCGGGAACUGGAAAUUCAUCUAUGUUCCUUGUUCAGCUUGGACCGGUGCUCUUUGUUCGGGAUUCAACACUUCUUUUGCCAGUUCAUUUGUCAAAGCAGCACUUGCUUUGGUAUGGUUACGACAGGAAGAAUGGAAUGCACUCUCUUUGUCCAGCUGUAUGGUCGAAACAUAGAAGAUGGCUGUUGAUGUCAAUGAUCUGUCUCAAUCCUUUGGCCUGUACAUUUAUGGACUUGCAAUUUCCCAAUGGGCAGCUAACAUAUGUAUCUGGUGAAGGGAUAACUACGAGUGCAUUCCUUCCUGUUUGUGGUGGCCUGCUUCAGGCUGAGGGUCAGUAUCCAGGAGAAAUGAGGUUCAGCUUUUCUUGCAAGAACAAAUGGGGUACACGCAUUACACCAAUGGUACAAUGGCCUGACAAAUCAUUCACUUUGGGUCUUGAUCAAGCCUUAGCCUGGCGAAGAUCUGGUCUCCUGAUGAGGCCUACACUUCGGUUCAGUGUAAGCCCCACUUUUGGCGGAAGCAGUCCUGGGUUGCGAGCAGAACUUAUUCAUUCUGUAAAAGAGCAACUGAGUUUGAUCUGUGGUUGUGCACUCAUGGCCUAUCCUUCUGCAUUUGCUUCUAUAUCUAUUGGCAGGUCCAAAUGGAAUGGAAAUGCUGGGAGAUCGGGGAUAGUUGUAAGAGUGGAGACCCCCUUGUCUAAUGUUGGCCGGCCUGCACUCUCCAUUCAGUUGAAUAGUGGCAUUGAAUUUUGAUUUUGCAUCCACUUCCGUUCACACAUUGUCCAUAGUCCACAAGCUUUUUACACAAGAUGUCAAUAUUUGUAUGCUACCUGUGAUACGCUUCAAUGAAAUGCAUUCCCCAUCUCUCUGUCUGAUGAUUUCUUCAAAUUUUAAAUUCUCAGGAGAUAACUUUUGUCUUUUUGCCACAAAAUUUGUACUCAAGAGACAAAUUUAUCAAGCAUUCCGUGUAUAAAUUUGUAAAAUUAUAUAAAAAACACUUUUUUCUCCCCCUAAA
Molecule: messenger RNA, 2298 nt
Organism: Malania oleifera
Lineage: Eukaryota; Viridiplantae; Streptophyta; Magnoliopsida; Santalales; Ximeniaceae
Exons: 7
Coding region: 621-2036 (471 amino acids)
Source: RefSeq, a predicted model, not a curated record